AUGCGCUUCUUGCUGCUGUUCAGCCGACAGGGAAAGCUGCGGCUGCAAAAAUGGUUUAAAACUUACACAGACAGAGAAAAGAAAAAGGUGAUCCGGGACAUGACGAUGCUAGUGUUGGCACGUCCACCACGUUCAUGCAACUUCCUCCAGUGGAGGGACCUCAAGAUUGUUUACAAGAGGUGCCAGUAGAGAUAAACUUUUCAUUUGAACUUGUUUUAUUCUUAAAUUUACACUUUUCUUCUUCAUGUUUUGCCACUAACUGCAGAAACCACCUUUAACUGUGCUUCAUGCACACAGAAACAGACACACCUAUUGUCAACAAAGGGUUAACAAGACCUGGAAAUAGUAAAGGAGGGGUUAAACACACAGAGCAUGGCCUAUAGCAUUGAUGGGACCCUGAUAGUCAUGGUGCAACACCACUCUUAUCAUCCUCCUGUUUUUUUCACCUCCUACAGCCACAAAGCUAACAUGUAGUAAAAAAACUGUAGUAAGGAGUGGGCGAAGAAGGCAGCAGUGCCACAUAACUAUUGUUGUUCAGUGCAAAUCUGACUUUAACCACGGAAAUAAGUGGAUUUUUUUUCAUGGAGCUAUUCUGUUAAAAGAGUCAGAAUAAGCAAGAAGAAAACACUGAGCAAAGGGAUAGACUUUUAAAGCAGGUUGAGUUUUGUACAGACAACAACCUCUUCUGCCUCUAGCUCUAGUCAAAACCUGCUUUUCUGAACAUCCUCAUAUCAUAGAAAUCAGCUCUCCAACCUUUACCCACUCUCUUCUUUUAUUGUAGGUAUGCCAGUCUGUAUUUCUGUGCUGGUCUGGAGGCUCAGGAUAAUGAGCUGCUGAGCCUUGAAGUGCUGCACAGAUAUGUGGAGUUGUUGGAUCGAUACUUUGGCAAUGUGAGUAAAGUUAAAUGUCACGGCCUCAGAUUGAAAAGACACUCAGUCUAAAUUUCAUCUGUGCCAUUAUUGAUUGGAGAACAGGCUUUCAAUACUCUGUCUGACUCGAGAUCUGCUGGGAGCAAAGUUAUUUAAGGCUGCAGAAGUUGAGUGUGCAGUAAGAAUAAGUCUUCAAGGCACGUUUUCAAUAGAGAAGUUAUAGUUGUUGAUGCAUACCAAGCAGUGGUGCAACAGACCGAGGGUGAUCUACAGGUUGUCAACAUGGUACACAACAGUAAGGUGCAGCUUUUGCAAUGCUGUCUGUUAUAACCUCAUACACUAAAAUAUCUUUUGAAUAUAGUGUUGUUUGCAACCACCACACCCUGUUUGAUAGGCAAGAGUUUGCAAGUCAAACGUGAUGAAACAGGUCCAGGAGAGGACAGCAUUCAGAUAAGUGAACAUCUAGAUACACUUAGUCUGUAAGCACACACAUGCAGGGCCCAGGAAUCAGGAACAUUUAUGCAUCACACUAAUCAGGAGUGACAAUCAGGUAAAAAAAAGUAACCUAGGUUGGGUUUAUGAAGGAGCAGUAUAAAAUGUAUAAUAAUUAUAACAUAUGUUUUGCCAAAUUGCAGUUGAUUUAGAUAUUUAGCUGCAAUCUCAUUUCUUUCCAACAUAGUUUAACGUCAAAUAUUACCUCAGGGAGUUUUAUGUUUGACUCUCUUUCAGUUUCCGCCUCAUCUCCCUUUAAAUUUUCUGCUUUAGUUGGCUGAUCUGUUUUAAAAAUAUGUAAAAAAAAGAAGUUUGUUUCGGUUCAGUCACUUUAUUUAAAUCAAACUAACUCUUCAGUUUCUUAAACUCAUGUGCCACAGUAUCUGUCAGUUUUUCCAAGUUAGUUUUAGUCAUCUGUUAAUGUAUUUGAGACAUCACAGAACCAAACCAUUAGAUUUGUGAUCAUUGCACCCCUUAUAGCGCAAUAAAUAACAAAAGAACUCGCCAAAAACACUGUUUUUGUUUUUGAACUGUCUCAAUCUUGGUAAGGAAAAAUCUGCACCUAAGUUUAACUUUUUGUGAGGGUAGUCUGACUGCAUUCAGACAGCUUUGUAGAAUCUGUCUGUGGUGAUGAAAUGAAGCCCACCUUAACAAAAGGCCUCUGCUGAGAUGAUCUAAUAAUGUCAGACACUGAACUACAUCUGUCUGGCAAUAGAAGCAGACAGAUCUCACUUUGAUUGUGUAACCCUUGCCCACAGGAGCUAAAUUACAGCUAUAACAGCCUGUUUCAAGGCUGCGACUCAAGGCCAUCAAGGUACACGCUUAAAAUAGUUUGUCCUUUCAUCUUUAAGACCCCAAAACAAGAAAACAAGAGCGCAUGUUCAAAAAACACCAGAAUACCCUUUAAAUGAACCCAGUAAUAAUGGUAAACAAUCAUUACCUCUCUCACAAAACGCAUGAGAACAAACUGUUUUGUGUGUCAUCUUCUGGUUCAAUAAUUACCCGUUUACGGCCUCAUGUGACACUUCAGCAGCACACUUCGACUCAGUGAGCUCAUUGUGAUUAGGUUAUAUUUGGAACAAUACUGCGACAGUCGAAGGUCAUUAAGUCUGACUUUGCACACACUCUGUGCACUUUCCUGUCUGGCUCCCCCUGGUGUUUGUAACCUGUCACUUCAACAUUUUUAUAAAUCUUAUUCACAAAAAGAAAAAAAGAAAUGAAGCUUCAGGGAUAAAAUCAAGCUCAUUGAUUUGGGGGAUGUAUUCCUUGUCUGACAGGAUGGUGUGUGUGUGUUGUGGCGCAGGUUUGUGAACUGGACAUCAUUUUCAACUUUGAGAAAGCGUACUUCAUCCUGGAUGAAUUCCUGAUGGGAGGAGAAGUCAUGGAAACGUCCAAAGCAGCUGUAGUUGUGUCCAUGGAGGAGGCCGACACUCUACAAGAGGUACUUUAAACCAACGUGACAGACCUGAAGACUCAGUGAGGUUCUCAUUCAAUGGAGACUGAAGAUAAAUGAAGGCAGGACUCAAGAUAUACUUCAGGAGGAAGAGCUAGUGCUCACUGUGGAUGAAGGGCUAAAAACAGACUCUUUAGUUAGAGGGGCUUGAGAACCAAUGUAGAGACUACUUGUAUCUGUCAUCUUGAAGGUUUGAGGAUACUGUCAGUAAUUCAAAUAUUAAAAAGCUCAGAUCAGAGCUGUUUUCUGGGUGUACGUGGAAACACUCUUAAACUUGCAUUAUUCGCUGACGGGGUUGAAAACCAUGUUAAAUUUGGCACAAAGGCGACGUGAUAGAACUGUGAAAUAGAUUCAUUAACAUGGAGGAUGACAAGUUAAAAACACACAGCUUUAAUUGGGAUGAGAAAAACACAUGUACCUGCAAAAAUAUUUGACAAGGCUGGUCUCUGAUGUCUCUCUUAAUGCAUGAUAAGCACAUUUAGAAAGCCUUUUAGAUGCAUCUGUAAAGCUUUAUAACAACUCUUAUUAGUGAUUAUAAGCAUUCAUCAUUUAAAAUGUUUACACCUUAAUUAAUCCCAUGAAAUAAGUGUUUUUGUGUCUGUGUUUUUGCAGACGAUGGAGGAGUACAUGAGCAAACCUGCAUACUGA
This is a messenger RNA of Xyrichtys novacula (pearly razorfish), 3462 nucleotides long. Lineage: Eukaryota; Metazoa; Chordata; Actinopteri; Labriformes; Labridae. The record is from the annotation of a GenBank genome assembly.